UCUACAUAACAGCCAAGGGGUAGAGUAACAACACCCCCCAUACUAGUAUUUCUAGAAUCUGAUUCGAUAUGACUUUCCUCUGAUUCGCCUCUCCAUGUCAUACGUAUCAAAUGGCGGCUCAGCUAUCAGUUUUCCGUUGUCAUUAUUGGUUCACCGAACCUCUAGAUUGGGUACCGGCGAAUGAAGUCUCAGACUUUAAGUCAUGGUAAACGUGGAUUGCCACCCAACUAAGGUGUAGAAGUGCAGCACUUGUUCUACUCGUUUACGACACAGCUUAAGCCAUCGUUUGCUUUUCUCACCAUUGUCUCAGUAAUUCAACUCGAAAGCUUUAAGACUUAGCAUUUCUCUUUCCUGGUCUCGGCAACCCAACUGUUAAUAGCUGAGUCGACGUGUAGCUAUACCCAUCAUUGCCCCAGAUACCUAUGUGAAAUACCAACUUGGCGGUACCAUUUGUUAAAGUUAGGUACGGAAUUAAGGGGGGAGUUUUGACAUCAUGGCUCCAAUUGCCAUCUCCCCCGAAAGAGACCAGGCGCUGCCAGGUGGGGAACCCGGACUAACCGCGGUGUACGAUGAUACCAUUCGUUUCUUCCUUAAUGGUACCCGUGUGGUUCUCGACGAGAUCGACCCGGAAGUUACGCUGCUUGAGUACUUAAGAGGAAUAGGGUUAACUGGAACAAAACUGGGUUGCGGUGAAGGCGGGUGCGGCGCCUGUACAGUCGUAGUGAGCCAGUAUAACCCGACAACCAAGCGGAUAUAUCAUGCUAGUGUUAACGCCUGCUUGGCACCACUCGCAAGUGUAGACGGCAAGCACGUUAUCACAAUUGAAGGCAUAGGAAACGUUAAGCAACCCCAUCCAGCACAAGAACGUAUUGCCAAGGGCAACGGAAGCCAAUGCGGAUUUUGCACUCCGGGAAUUGUUAUGAGUUUGUACGCUCUGUUGAGAAAUAACGAGAGCCCUACAGAGCAUGACAUCGAAGAAGCUUUCGACGGUAACCUCUGCCGAUGUACCGGUUAUCGCCCCAUCUUAGACGCCGCUCAGACCUUUAGCGCCGGAAGUGCGUGUGGUAAAAGCAUUGCGAAUGGCGGCUCAGGUUGUUGUAUGGAAAAUGGUGACGGUUCCAAAGGUGCGAAUGGAGGGUGCUGUAAGAGUAAAGAUCUCAGCGAUGGACAGCCCAUCAAGAAAUUCACACCGCCAGGAUUUAUCGAAUACAAGCCGGACACCGAACUCAUCUUUCCGCCAUCGCUGAAGAAACAUGUAUUUAAGCCUCUGUCCUUUGGAAAUAAACGGAAGAAGUGGUAUCGACCCGUUACGCUAGAACAGUUGUUGGAAAUAAAGAGCGUCUACCCCAACGCGAAGAUCAUCGGUGGGAGUACGGAAACGCAAAUCGAGAUCAAGUUUAAGGCUCUACAAUAUCCGGUUUCGGUAUUCGUCGGAGAUAUCCCCGAGCUGCGGCAGUAUUCUUUCAAGGAUGACCACCUCGAAAUCGGCGGGAACGUCGUGCUCACUGACCUUGAGAAUAUCUGCCAAGAAGCCGUUAAGCAUUACGGAGAAGCAAAGGGCCAAGUAUUCCAAGCUAUGUACAAGCAACUCAAGUACUUUGCUGGACGGCAAAUCAGAAAUGUCGGUACCCCUGCUGGGAAUUUAGUUACAGCCUCGCCCAUUUCUGAUUUAAAUCCCGUAUUCAUGGCAGCAGACUGCGUUCUGGUCGCUAGAUCUCUGAAUAAAGAGACCGAACUACCUAUGGCAUCAUUUUUCAAGGGUUAUCGCAGAACAGCCUUAGAACAAGACGCAAUUCUUGCAUCUAUCCGCAUCCCCGUAACUCGCGAGAAGGGAGAAUAUUUCAGAGCCUACAAGCAGGCAAAACGCAAGGAUGAUGAUAUUGCUAUUGUUACGGGAGCAUUACAUGUCAGACUAGACCAAAAAGGUGUCGUUGAACAUUGUAAUCUGGUUUAUGGCGGCAUGGCUCCUUCUACUGUCGCAGCAAAGAAAGCCAACGACUAUCUCAGGGGCAAAUUAUUCGCCCAUCCCGAUACGCUAGAAGGUACUAUGAAUGCACUCGAGUCCGAUUUUGAUCUCGUAUUUAGUGUUCCCGGAGGCAUGGCUUCGUAUCGGAAGUCGCUGGCCCUAGGCUUCUUUUACCGAUUCUAUCACGACGUGCUGUCGGGUAUCAAUACGGAAUGUGAACAUGGUGAUAGUCAAGCCGUUGAGGAGCUCGAAAGAGCGUUAUCAUCUGGUUGGAAAGACCAUGAGGCAACUUCCGAAUACAUUAAAGGGCCCUUAGGAAAAGCUGAUAGCCACGUAGCGGCUCUGAAGCAGACUACAGGGGAAGCGCAAUAUACAGACGAUAUCCCGCCGCUCAAGAACGAACUACACGCAUGCCUAGUGUUGUCUACGAGGGCGCACGCAAAGAUCAAAUCAAUUGAUUAUACUGCUGCAUUGGAUAUCCCAGGUGUAGUAGAUAUCGUUGAUAAAAGCGACUUACACAAUCCUGAGCACAACAAAUGGGGUGCGCCUAAUUUUGACGACUUGUUCUUCGUCGAAGAUGAGGUUUUCACUGCCGGCCAGCCAAUUGCCGUCGUAUUAGCUACCUCGCAGGCAAGGGCAGCACAGGGAGUCAGGGCCGUGAAGAUCGAGUACGAAGAUCUCCCCGCCAUUUUCACUAUUGAAGAGGCAAUCGAAAAGGAGAGUUUUCACAAAUACUUUAGAUAUAUCAAGAAGGGAGACACGGAAGAGGCCUUUAAACAUUGCGAUUAUACCUUUACAGGUGUCGCGCGAAUGGGAGGUCAAGAACACUUCUACCUGGAAACAAAUGCGUGCUUGGCUAUACCCAAACCCGAAGAUGGUGAGAUGGAAAUUUGGACCAGCAGUCAAAAUCCCACCGAAAGCCAAGCGUACGCAUCUAAGAUCCUUGGUGUACAGUCAAAUAAAGUGGUAGCUCGCGUCAAGCGCCUUGGUGGCGGCUUCGGCGGGAAGGAAACCAGAUGUGUCCAUCUUAGCACCAUUUGCGCAUUGGCUGCGCAAAAGGCUAAGCGGCCUGUCAGAUGUAUGCUCAACCGAGAUGAGGAUAUGGUAUUAUCUGGCCAGCGGCACCCUUUUCUCGCUAAGUGGAAAGUGGGUGUGAAUAAAGACGGCAAACUCCAAGCUCUCGACAUGGACGUCUUCGCUAAUGCUGGCUGGUCGUUCGACUUGAGUCCCGCCGUGUGCGAACGCUCUCUAAGCCAUAGCGACGGCUGCUACAAAUUCCCAAACGUUCACGUUCGCGGGCGGCUAUGCAAGACCAACACCAUGUCUAACACGGCCUUCCGCGGCUUUGGUGGUCCCCAAGGCUUAUUCUUCGCCGAGUGCUACAUGUCUGAAGUUGCCGACCGUCUCGGUAUACCAGUUGAGAGGUUCCGGGAAAUCAACUUUUACAAAGCCAACGAGGAGACUCACUUUAACCAGCCCCUUCAAGACUGGCACGUACCUCUAAUGUAUAAGCAGGUCCAGGAGGAAUCGGACUACGCCGCCCGCCGCAAGGCCGUCGAGGUAUUCAACGCAGAACAUAAGUGGCGUAAACGGGGGUUGGCGCUAAUUCCCACGAAAUUUGGCAUCUCCUUUACUGCUCUUUGGUUGAACCAGGCCGGGGCCUUGGUGCAUAUCUAUCACGACGGAUCGGUCCUAGUCGCGCAUGGCGGUACAGAGAUGGGCCAGGGGUUGCAUACUAAGAUAAUCACGAUCGCAGCGCAGGCGCUCCAGGUACCGAAAGAGGACGUACACAUUUCGGAGACGUCUACUAUGACGGUGGCAAACACGUCCCCUACGGCCGCCUCGGCGUCGUCCGAUCUGAAUGGUUAUGCCGUCUGGAAUGCCUGUGAACAGAUCAAUGAACGGCUUGCGCCGUAUAGGAAGAAGUUGGGGCCUCAAGCUACUAUGAAGGAGCUUGCCCACGCAGCCUAUUUUGACCGUGUGAACCUGAGCGCCAAUGGAUAUUAUAGGACACCAGAAAUUGGGUACACGUGGGGCGAGAAUACUGGAAAGAUGUUCUUCUACUUUACUCAAGGCGUUAUAGCGGCAGAGGUUGAAGUUGACUGUCUAACCGGUACCUGGACGUGCUUGCGGGCCGAUAUCAAGAUGGAUGUAGGGCGGUCGAUCAACCCGUCAAUCGAUUACGGUCAAAUCGAGGGCGCAUUCACACAAGGACUAGGCCUGUUCACCAUGGAGGAGAGUCUAUGGCUGCGCAACGGUCCGAUGGCGGGUAACUUAUUUACAAAGGGGCCGGGCGCAUAUAAGAUCCCAGGAUUCCGCGACAUACCCCAGGUCUUCAACGUCAGUUUGCUCAAGGGCGUAACAUGGGAGAACCUACGCACCAUCCAGCGUAGCAGGGGUGUUGGCGAACCGCCCUUAUUCAUGGGCAGCGCGGUAUUCUUUGCGAUCCGUGACGCGCUCAAGGCAGCACGUGCGGACUACGGGGUGAAGGCUAAGCUGUUUGCCCAAGGAGGCGAAGACGACGGAUUGUUAAGGCUCGAGAGCCCAGCUACUCCCGAGAGGAUCAGGCUUUCGUGUGUCGAUCCUAUAAUGGAGCGGGCUAGAGUGAUACCGAAGGAAGGAGAGAAGAGUUUCUUCGUUGCUAUUUAGGGGUGUGGAGGUAUUCGAGAUUGUAGGUCUCCAGACGAGCAUGAUGAGAUGAACAUACGUAGCGUUGUUAGCUUGCGUUCUUAUUAUUUAGGCCAAGUAUUGAGCUUUAUGUUGCAUAGUUGGCACGGGCAGUAAAUCAAUGAAUUAGAUUGGAGUCUUCUUGAUUUAUAUAAUUUCUGACUGACCCCUUUUAUAUUAUAUUAUUUUCCCGCGUGAUAAUAAGA
Daldinia vernicosa is the source of this 4839-nucleotide messenger RNA. RefSeq names its product xanthine dehydrogenase. Gene Ontology annotation, molecular function: 2 iron, 2 sulfur cluster binding; FAD binding; molybdopterin cofactor binding. Lineage: Eukaryota; Fungi; Ascomycota; Sordariomycetes; Xylariales; Hypoxylaceae. The transcript has 3 exons. The record is from RefSeq and is a predicted model, not a curated record. Bases 494 to 4615 code for a protein of 1373 amino acids.